Molecule: messenger RNA, 1182 nt
Organism: Arvicola amphibius (Eurasian water vole)
Lineage: Eukaryota; Metazoa; Chordata; Mammalia; Rodentia; Cricetidae
Gene: Prrt2
Product: proline rich transmembrane protein 2
Cellular component (GO): membrane
Source: RefSeq, a predicted model, not a curated record
AUGGCAGCCAGCAGCUCUGAGGUCCCUGAAAUGAAGGGGGUAGAAGAUAGUUCCAAGACCCAGAGAGAAGGACCUGACCAUUCUGAAACUGGACUAGGUCCUGCCCAGGUUGUAGCAGAGAUUCCAGACCAGCCAGAGGCCCUUCAGCCAGGCCCAGAUAUCACUGCAGCCCCUGUGGACUCAGGGCCUAAGGCUGAGCUGUCCCCAGAAACCACAGAGACCCCAGUUGAGGCCCCAGAAACAGCCCAGGCCACAGACCUCAGCUUAAACCCAGGAGAAGAAUCCAAGGCCAGCCCCAGCCCCAGCCCCAGCGAGGCAUGCCAAGAACAAGCACCCAAACCAGAUGCGAGCAAAGAAGCUGCAGCAGAGCAGGGGUCCGAGCCGCAGUCUGCAGCCCCUCCUGAGUCAGUCUCAGAGCCUGCUUUCCAGUCAGACCCUCAGCCAGCUCCCCAGCCUCCUCCUAAACUAACCCUUCAGCCAGAGGCCCCCACCCAAGAGGACCCUACCCCUGAGAUCCUGACAGAAAGUAUUGGGGAAAAGCAAGAAAAUGGAGCAGUGGUUCCCCUUCAGGCUGGUGAUGGGGAAGAGGGUCCAGCCCCUGAGCCUCACUCGCCACCCUCAACUAAAACACCACCAGCCAAUGGGGCUCCCCCUCGUGUGCUGCAGAAGCUGGUCGAGGAGGACAGAAUAGGAAGGGCUCAUAGUGGGCACCCAGGAUCUCCACGAGGUAGCCUGAGCCGCCAUCCCAGCUCCCAGCUGGCAGGGCCUGGGGUGGAAGGGGGUGAUGGCACCCAGAAACCCCGGGACUACAUCAUCCUUGCCAUCCUGUCCUGCUUCUGCCCCAUGUGGCCUGUGAACAUUGUGGCCUUCGCUUAUGCUGUCAUGUCCCGGAACAGCCUGCAACAGGGGGACGUGGAUGGGGCUCAACGUCUGGGCCGAGUAGCCAAGCUCCUAAGCAUCGUGGCGCUGGUGGGGGGGGUCCUCAUCAUCAUCGCCUCCUGCGUCAUCAACUUGGGCGGUGAGUGGGGGUCGGGGACAGGAAAGGGAGGAGUGGAAGGGUUGACAAGGGCAGCUUUACUAACCCCUGACCCUGCUCUCUCCUGUCUGUUCUCCCUAUUCCUUUGUCUCUUCCUGUCUCUCCCUGUCUGUCUUUCCGUCUCCUCUCCCACAGUGUAUAAGUGA